ACCUCUGCAUUUGCUUGCAUUGUUUUGUUGUCAGUGCAUGCACUGUAUCUCGACUUCAAAGGCUAUUCCAUGUUGAAGGAUUAAGCUGUGAUACUGUAGAGGAUUUGUCUGGAAUACGUGCGGUGCUGGCCGAGGGUGAUGAAAUACCUACUAAGACCAUGAAGGUUUUGGCCACUAGUUUCAUCCUUGGGAGCCUGGUGUUGGCCAUCUACCUGCCUCUGGUGGUGACUUCAUCUAAAACACUGGCCAUCCCCAAGAAAUUGCAAGAAGCUGUGGGAGAAGUUAUUGUCAAUGCUACAACUUGUACUGUCACCUGUGGCCUUGGUUAUAAGGAGGAGACCAUCUGUGAGGUGGGCCCUGAUGGGGUGAGGAGGAAGUGUAAGUCCCAGCGCUUGGAGUGUCUGACCAACUGGAUCUGUGGAAUGCACCAUUUCACCAUUCUUGUUGGGGAGGAAUUUGAGCUUAGCUGUCUGAGUUCAGACAUCCUAGAGAUCGGGCAGGAAGCUUUCCGCUUCACCUGGAGACUCGCGCGGGGUAUCAUCUCGAUUAACGAUGAGGUCUUCAAACCCUUCCGAGCCAACUCCUACUUUAUAAGAUUUAAACCUGCUCAGGAGUAUGACUGUGGGACAUACCGCUGUGACGUACAGCUGUUAAAAAACUUACGACUUGUCAAGAGGGUCUAUUUUGGGCUGAGAGUCCUUCCUCCGCAAUUGGUGAACCUGAAUUUCCAGCAGUCCCUAACUGAGGAUCAGAAGUUACUAGAUGAGGGCUUGGAAGUUAAUCUGGAUAACCAUUCCAAGCCUUACCACCCAAAGUGGCAAAAAAAGGUAGCCUCAGCCGUGGCCGUAGGCAUUGCCAUUGGAAUGGUUGGUGGCGUGUUGGUGAGCAUUGCUCUCUGCAAUGUGCUGAGGGGGAUCUCUAGCAAUGACAGCCUCAAGAGCUUACGAGCCUUGUUCCUGGGGAACUGGCUGCCCAGGAAACCAAGCUUUCUUUUUAGGAGAGUGUUCUGGCUGCCGGAUAGUGGACUGGCUGAGAAGAAGGGCUCCCAUGCCCAAAAGGCUGGGUGA
Molecule: messenger RNA, 1067 nt
Organism: Castor canadensis (American beaver)
Lineage: Eukaryota; Metazoa; Chordata; Mammalia; Rodentia; Castoridae
Source: RefSeq, a predicted model, not a curated record